Toxorhynchites rutilus septentrionalis is the source of this 527-nucleotide messenger RNA. RefSeq names its product larval cuticle protein A2B-like. The record is from RefSeq and is a predicted model, not a curated record. Gene Ontology annotation, cellular component: extracellular matrix. Lineage: Eukaryota; Metazoa; Arthropoda; Insecta; Diptera; Culicidae. The coding region runs from base 124 to 513 and encodes 129 amino acids. The transcript is spliced from 2 exons.
GCUGUGAAGGAUCUCGUGGCAAAUGGUUUUAAUAUAAAAGCAGUGGCAGCGACGAAAUAAGAGUAUAACAUUGCAAUCACUUGUACACUUAAUUACUAGCUAACAAUAAUCUAUCAAACAGAAAUGUCUGCCAAGAUACUUUCCGUCAUUGUCGUGUUCGCUUGUAUUGGAGCGAUUACCGCCGCGCCUCAAUACCACCACCAGGAAGAAGAACAUCAUGGUCCAGUUCAAUACGAUUUCCAUUAUGACAUCCAUGAUGAUCAUACCGGUGAUGUUCACGGACGCAAGGAGACUCGUCACGAUCAUCAGACUCAGGGAGAAUACUAUCUGAUCGAUGCCGAUGGUCACAAGCGUACCGUGACUUACCAUGUUGAUGGCAAGAGCGGAUUCAUUGCUGAGGUUCAUCGUGAACCAAUCAAGGGACACCAGGCUCCUCAGCAGGUGCACAAAAUUUUAGCCGCCCCAGUGCAUAAAAUUCUGGCAGUUCCAGUGCACCAUGGACAUCACUAUUAGGAUGCAAUUCGAAA